This is a messenger RNA of Oreochromis niloticus (Nile tilapia), 775 nucleotides long. It is a transcript of the gene tbtbp, whose product is annotated as putative TBT binding protein. The coding region runs from base 65 to 709 and encodes 214 amino acids. The record is from RefSeq and is a predicted model, not a curated record. NCBI's taxonomy places the organism in Eukaryota, Metazoa, Chordata, Actinopteri, Cichliformes, Cichlidae. The transcript is spliced from 6 exons.
GCAGCUCGUAUAAAAGCCGAGUGGUUCAGUCUUGGUGACAUCUCCUCUGCAGACCAUCAGCAUUAUGAAUCUGUGGCUCAGCUGUCGCUUCCAUUUCCUGUUUGCAGCGCUGGUUCUCAGCAGCUCGGCUUUGACACCUGAGGAAUGCAAGCCGCUGGUGACGCCGCUGUCUAUGGAAGACCCCUCUGUGAUGUAUGGCAGGGUGAACUUCCUGCUGGGCUACACCAGUCACGAUGUCUACAAAGCUUUCCUGAACCUGACCGACAGCUCCUGGGUGAAGAUCAGUGCCUCACCAGUGCACUCUGGGGAGGUCGUCAUGUCGCAGGAAAACAGGAUUAAUGGAACCUGCAUGGCUUCAACGACGAACGUAACCUUUGAAGGAAACACUGCCACGGUGGAAAUGGCCAACUCCACGUCUUCGUUCUACUUGCUGCCGAGUUGUGACGGCUGCCUCGUCUUCGUGAUAAACAGCACGGCUAGAAACACCAAACAUCUGCUUAAAUUACUGAAGAUCGAUAUAGAGGCCAGCGAUGAGAUCGUUGCUCAUUCUCUUUAUCUUCUGGGCAAAGAGUCAACCCUGAAGGAGCCGGAGCUGGAACAUUUCAAGCAGCAGGCAACAUGCUUGGGCUUCUCCGGAGACCCGGACUUCAUCUACAACCCUGAGAAAAGUUUCUGUGCUGAAGGUGAAGGUAUCAAGAUUCCCAUUUAGAGGAACCACCUACCAUCAGAAACCAAGACUUCACCUGAGGAAGUAAAGAGAUCAAAAACAUAAAAA